AUAAAUAUACAAAGAAAUGUCCGAAGAAUGGUCUACCAAAUAAAUUGACAAAUACAUCAUAGUCAACACAAAACUAGGAAACGGUGCCUUUGGUACUGUCUAUAGAGGUUUUAAGAAAAAUGAUGAAACGAAGUAAGUUGCUGUUAAAGCAAUUUCAAUAGCUGUAAUAAUUAAUAAAUUAUCAUCUAGAGUAUUAAGGAUUCUGCCAAGAUGGUGGAACAUAUAAAAAGAGAAAUUUCAAUCUUACAAUAAGCCAAUAAUCCUCACAUUGUUAAAUUGUAUGAUGUUGCUCGAACACCCCAUUAUUUGUAUCUAUUCUUGGAGUACUGUCAUGAUGGUGACUUAAAAAAGUAUUUAUCAACCAAAUAUGGGAGAAGGCUCAGCGAAGUAUUUCUCUUUCUAAUUGUUUAGGUUGAAGCAGUAAUUUUUUUGAAGCAUCUAGUUGAAGGAUUUAGAACACUUUACCAACUGAAAAUUAUUCAUAGAGAUAUCAAACCAGCCAAUAUAUUAUUGCAUAAAGGAGUUGCUAAAAUUACCGAUUUUGGCUUUGCAAGAGUCAUUGAUACUGGAAUGAACGGUAAUACAUAUAUCCAUUAAAUUAGAUCCCGCUUACUUUUCAAGAGUUGGAUCACCUCUUUAUAUGGCCCCAUAGAUACUUGAAGGUCAGCCAUUUUCAUCUAAAUGUGAUGUUUGGUCUAUGGGGAUUAUGUUGUUUGAGAUGUUGUAUGGCAAACCGCCUUGGGAUGGAGAUAACUAAUAUAGUCUAUUGCAGAACAUUAAGAAAACACCCUUAGUAAUCCCAGAAGCUCCAGUUAGAAGUGAUAAAAUAAAGCAAUUGUUAAGACAUAUGCUUGUUGUAUAAGAAAAGGUAUAUCGACUUUAAACUGUUCUUAGGAUAGAUUCUCAUGGGAAUAAAUCUUUCAUCAUGAAAUAAUUCAGAUCUAAGAGUCAUAAAUUAAAAAUAACUUAGAAUAAUUGAUGAAAGAAAAAGAUGAAUUAUCUCGCUCUGAAAGUCUAAACAAAUUAUAUAUGGAAAUGAAUUUAGUUGUGGGAUAUCUUGAUUAACCUGAUUAGAUCGUCUAAGAACCUUAAACUCCUUAAUCCACUUAAAGCAAUGAAGAAAAGCAAUCUAUUGAUGAUAUCAAUCAUGAAAAAGUAUUCAAUCUUUUGUUAUUAGGGAUUACAACUUAUUAACCAAUAUGACACUGAGCAAAAAAGACGCAAGGCUAUGUUGAAAUACAAUACAUAUUUUCUGUUUGAAAGAAACAUUGCAUUCUUCUUUAAUUAUGUCAUCCAAAAGAUUAUUAAGAUGUCACAUCUAGGAAUCUUGAAAUUGAAUUAAGAACUCUAUUAUACAACAAUAUUUUGUAUCUCCAAAAAUCAAAAUGUACAUCUCAAAAGAAUGUCUGAUUAAUUAAUGUCCAAGAACCCAGAAAAGUUUGAUAGAGAAACUUGGGGUAGAUAUUUAAUCAGUUAAGAAUAUAAAAAGAUAUUGACUGUUACUAAAAAUGAUAUUAAACAUACAGAAGACUUCUAUUUAGAAAUUUACAAGAAAGAAAAAUAAAUUAUUGAAAAAGAAUUAGCAUAACCAGAUAAUAAAAGAGCAUCAAAAAUUAAGUCAGUUUUAGAUGUUAAUUUUGAUUAAAAUGCUUCCUUUUAAUAAUUAUAUUAAUAAGUAGUGUAAGAAUGUUUAGAAAUUAUUAAAUCUAUUAUUAAGCAAACUAAAGAAACCGACCCUGUUUACAAGGAUUUAUUGUAAUUAGGAUGGUUUUUAGUUAUUUGUUUAAAUCCAUAUUUAGAAUUCAAAGACAUAAACAUGGAUUUUAAUUAGUUCUACGAAGAGAUGUAAACAUUAACAGAAGCUUAACUUCUUGAAAAAAUUGGUAAACGUUUAGAUUUAUGA
Messenger RNA from Paramecium octaurelia, 1903 nucleotides. The record is from the annotation of a GenBank genome assembly. Lineage: Eukaryota; Ciliophora; Oligohymenophorea; Peniculida; Parameciidae.